Messenger RNA from Lolium perenne, 2001 nucleotides. The record is from RefSeq and is a predicted model, not a curated record. Lineage: Eukaryota; Viridiplantae; Streptophyta; Magnoliopsida; Poales; Poaceae.
AUGGCCGGGCCGCCCCGCUCCGUUCCUCCGGGGACGGCGCCUGCUCCUCCGGCGCCGGCUCGUCCGCAGGCGGCGGCUGCUGCGUCGGUCGGCGGGGGAUACCAAGGCCCUCCGGGGUUCCAAGGAUGGCCGCAGGGGGCCCUCAUACCACCGGCCCCUGCUGCGCCACCUCGACCCCAGGUGGGUUACCGCCCGCCGCAGCCGCGCAUACCGACCGCUCCUUUCAUGCCUCAUCAACAGCCGCCGUAUCCUCCGCAACAGCAGUACCCUCAGUACCCGCCGCAGCAGCAGUAUGCUCAGUUUCAAGGUCAAUUUUUCCCCGCUACUAAUCCAGCGCAGCAGCCGGUGGUGUCACAUUUACCACAGCAGGUUAACCCGCCGACGCAGCCUGGACAGCAGAAGAAGAGGAGGAAGAAGAAACCUGCCGCAGCGGUAGGGACAGCGGGAGGUGGCAAUGUUGUGCCACCGGCUAUGGUCCAGGGUCUCAUGCAGGACCCGCAACCGGCGGGUAUUCCUACGCCCGUGUUGGAGGCGGUUCCUGCACCUCUACCGAUGCCGAUUGCUCCACCAGUGGUUACUGCACCUGUGGCGACUGCACCUAUGGUGAAGCCGAAGAAGCGGAGACCUACAGCUUUGGUACAGGUGUCAGGGGAGGGGACUGUUGCAGCGGCAGAUAUUCAGAAUCUCAUGGCUCGCAUGUGUCCGGGGAACCCCACUUGGAAGUGGGAGGCGCAGCCUCAUGGUAAUAAUGCUUUCCUGAUUGGGAUCCCUACCGCUGAGGACUUGUUGAGGAUUGACAGUAUGCAGAUGAGCGUGCCGAAGAUUAAUGCACAGGCCAUGGUUUCUUCUUGGACUCAGCAGGAUGUUAUGCCAGAGUUUGUGAUGGAGCCUGUUUGGGUGCAUGUCGAGGGUGUUCCGAAUGCUCUACGUCACUUCCUUGGUCUAUGGGCUGUUGGUACUUUUAUUGGUACUACCAUUGAUGUGGAUUUGUAUACCUUGAGGAGUCAAGGGUUAGUUCGUAUUCAGGUGGCCAUGAGAGAUACUUCUGUUCUGGAGAAAGAUAAGGCUAAACACGGACCACCAUGCUUAGAGGUGCUGGCUCGCUUACAGCUUAAUGGAUACAGAUUCAGAUUUCGCCGUGAGUCUUCUGAGUACAAGCCAGACCCUAGGUUUCGUCCUUUCUUUUGGAAGGGUGAAGAUGAGGACGAUGCGGCUCAUGGUGACGAUGAUGGUUUUGAUGAUGCCGCGGCAGAGGGGGCACCAGGGGCCUCACAUAUGGACGUUGAUGGCCAUGCAUCUUUGCCUCCUUCUGGCACAGCUUCGGUACCGGUUACUCAGGUCGCCAUGACCCCGUUUAACCACUCGCCGACGACAGACAGGGGCAAGGCGAUUGUGGCUAGAGCUUUGACGGUGUCGCCACACUUGGUGGCAACUCCGCCUCCGUCGCGUGUUCGGACUUUUAUGCAGGGAAGGACUCGCCCGGUGUCUUCGUCUUCUACUCCUCUCGGUGGUCCUUUCGUUGCUCCCACUCCGUCUUCUACCUCGACUCAGACGGAGAGGGGGCUUCAGAGGGCUUCUUCUUCGGCGGUUGGCUCGUCGGACUCGGGGAUGCAGUGCCACGCCGCGGUGGUGGUGGAGCAGCAGCAGCCGGCCUUGGGCUCGGCACUGCCGCAGCUCUCUGCCGCUGAUGCGGCGACGCAGCAGCCGGCCCAUGGUCCGGUGGGGCUUCAGCAGCUGGACGGGGGCCUAGCGGCACAGCAGCAGGUCGUCGGCACGGAGGUGCAGCAGCCACCGCCCUCUGUCCCGAUGGCGCUGCAGCAGCUCGGCCACGAAGCGAGGAGGGUCGGCGCACAGCCCCCGGCGCGCUCGUGCAGCAGCCGGCCUAUGGCCGGGGUGCUUCGUCGCCGUGCGGAGGGCCUGGGGCGGCGCCGUCUUCGCCGCGUGCGCCGCAGGUGGAGGAGCAGGACAGGUUGGGGAGGCGCCCCAGCCGGUCCCCUGUGA